CUGAAAGUGAAAGUAUAGGCUCAGUUUUAGGUGCGUCAUUUUGCACCUGGACAGAGCUAGAUCCGAAAAAUCGAAAAUAUACGUUUUAAAGCCGGAUGUUUUUGCUUAAUUGUAGCCUGAUAUUGAUAUUUAAUUAUCGCUUAUGCGGGAAUUUCUACUUGAUGGCAUAUAAACCUGUUGAGAAGCUGUAACGUCACAUUUCGUUCAAGACCUACACAUGUGCAGCUCCAUGAAGAUUGACUGAAUCAUGGAGGAUAAACAAACAUCCAGAGAUGGAGAUUUUUCUCCAGGACACAGUGAGAGAUCAGACUCACCAGUGUCCAGCUGUGUGUCCAUGAAGAGUAUGGAGCAGCCAGGAAAACUGGAGGGAGAACACACAUCAACUGAUCUUAGUGACAGAUCAAACCAACAGGAGUCCAGCUGUGUGUCCAUUAAGAGUUACAAAUCAAUGGAACAGCCAGGAAAACUAGAGGGAGGACACAAAUCUACUGAUCUGAGUGACAAAUCAAACCAACGGGAGCCCAGCAGUGUGUCCAUGAAGAGUGAUAUGUCUAUGGAGCAGCCAGGAAAACUAGAGGAUAGACAUAAAUCAACUCAUCUGAGUCAAAAAUCAAACUCACCGGGGUCCAGCUGUGUGUCCAUGAAGAGUGACCAAUCUGUGGAUACUUCAAAAACAUUUAAAAGAAGACACACAUCAACUGAUCUGAGCACAUUCAGAUCAAAUCUGGUGAAGAAGUUUGAGCGUCUGUAUGAAGGAACAUCAAAGCAGGGAAACCCAACUCUCCUGAAUGAGAUCUACACAGAGCUCUACAUCACAGAGAGUGAGAGUGGAGAGAUCAAUAAUGAGCAUGAGGUGAGACAGAUUGAGACACAAUCCAGGAGAGCAGCAACAGAGGACACACCAAUCACAUGCAAUGAGAUCUUUAGAGCUUUACCUGGACAAGACAAACCCAUCAGAACUGUGCUGACAAAGGGAGUCGCUGGCAUUGGAAAAACAGUCUCUGUGCAGAAGUUCAUCCUGGACUGGGCUGAAGGGAAAGAGAAUCAGGACUUCCAGCUCAUAUUUCCACUUCCUUUCAGAGAAAUCAAUCUGAUGAAGGACAAAACACUCAGUCUUUCAGAUCUUCUUCAUGUCUUUUUCCCUGAAACCAAAGAAAUGGACAUAUCCAGUGAUGAAUAUAAAGUGUUAUUCAUCUUUGAUGGUCUGGACGAGUGUCGUCUUUCUCUGGAUUUUCAGAGCGAUGUGAGGUUGUGUGAUGUAAGUGAAUCAGCCUCAGUGGACGUGCUGCUGAUGAACCUCAUUGUGGGGAAACUGCUUCCCUCUGCUCUCAUCUGGAUCACCUCCAGACCAGCAGCAGCUGAUCUCGUCCCCUCUGAGUGCGUCCAUCGAGUGACAGAGGUACGAGGCUUCAAUGAUCCACAGAAGGAGGAAUACUUCAGGAAGAGAAUCAGUGAUCAGAGUCUGGCCGAUAUAAUCAUUUCACACCUGAAGUCAUCAAGGAGCCUCUUCAUCAUGUGCCACAUCCCAGUGUUCUGCUGGAUCUCAGCCACAGUUCUGGAGAAGAUGUUCAGUGAAGCAGAGAGUGGAGAGAUUCCCAGGACUCUCACUCAAAUGUACACACACUUCCUGAUCCUUCAGACCAACAUCAAGCAAGAGAAGGACUAUGAGAAGAAAGUCAAAGAUGAAGAUAUGAUCCUCAAACUGGGGAAACUGGCUUUUCAGCAGCUUGUGAAAGGAAACCUGAUCUUCUAUGAGGAAGACCUGAGAGAGUGUGGCAUUGAAGAGACAGAAGCAUCAGUGUACUCAGGAUUGUGCACUCAGAUCUUCAGAGAGGAGCUUGGCUUGAAUCAGGGGAAAGUCUUCUGCUUUGUUCAUCUGAGCAUCCAGGAACAUCUAGCAGCUCUAUAUGCACAUCAUUUCUUUACAAAGACCUGCAUAAAUGUGUUUGACCAAACUGAACAAAAUCUCUUCUUCAAAGUUGUAACCCGGAAGAAAAAUAUAUAUAUAUUUGGCCUGCACCAGAGAGCUGUGGAUAAGGCUUUACAGAGUAAAAAUGGACAUCUGGAUCUUUUCCUGCGUUUUCUUCUGGGUCUCUCCUUGAAGUUCAGUCAGACUCUCUUAAGAGAACAACUGACACAGACAGGAAGCUGCUCCUACAAGAAAGAGGAAACAGUUCAGUACAUCAAAGAGAAGAUCAGGCAGAAUCCCUCUCCAGAGAGAUCCAUCAAUCUGUUCCACUGUCUGAAUGAACUGGGAGAUGAUUCACUGAUUCAGGAGAUCCAGGAUUAUUUGACAUCUAAAAAAAUCAAACAAAUCAAACUCUCCUCUUCACAGUGGUCAGCUCUGGUUUAUGUGUUGCUGACAUCAGAGCAGAAGAUGGAAGAGUUUGUUCUAAAAAAGUUUACUGGAUCCCAAAAUACAGCAGAUGAAGUUCUUCAGAAGCUGCUGCCUGUGAUUAAAGAAUGCAGAUCAGCUCAGUUGUAUGAUUGUGGAGUCACAGAUGAAGGAUGUGCUGCUCUGGCUCCAGCUCUGAGAUCAAACCCCUCACACCUGAGAGAACUGAAUCUGUCUCUAAAUGAACUAGGAGACUCAGGACUGUAUCUGCUCUCUGAUCUGCUGAAGGAUCCUCACUGUAAACUGGAAACACUGCAGUUGAAUCAUUGUGGAGUCACAGAUGAAGGUUGUGUGGCUUUGGCUUCAGCUCUGAGAUCAAACUCCACACACCUGAGACAACUGAAUCUGUCUAGAAAUAAACUACAAGACUCAGGACUGAAGCUGCUCUCUGAUGGACUGAAGGAUCCUCACUGUAAACUGGAGAAACUAAGGUUGUGGGGUUUUGGGGUCACAGUUGAAGGUUGUGCUGCUCUGGCUUCAGCUCUGAGAUCAAACCCCUCACACCUGAGAGAACUAGAUCUGAAUUAUAAUAAACUAGGAGACUCGGGACUGAAGCUGCUCUCUGAAGCACUGAAGGAUCCUCACUGUAAACUGGAGACACUGUGGUUGAAUGAUUGUAGAGUCACAGAUGAAGGUUGUGCUGCUCUGACUUCAGCUCUGAGAUCAAACCCCUCACACCUGAAAGAACUGAAUCUGUCUGGAAAUAAACUAGCAGAUUCAGCUGUGAAGCUGCUUUCUGAUAUGAAAAAAGAUCCACAAUAUGGACUGCAGAAGUUUCUGUUUUAGAUUUUAGUCUGAGCUUCUCUGGAUCACAUUCAACAGAAUCAACAGACACAUACCCAUAGGGAUCAUCACACACGGAUGUGUUUGUGGAACUUUCCAAGUCAAACACAGAAACCUUUUGUUUCUUCUUCAGAACUGACAUUUGUUCUGGUGCCCCAUUUUACAUCAUAAUUUUUCAAGCUGAUUGUGACGAUCGGUGUAUCUUCUGUUCAGUUCUUAUUACAAGAGGAUUUCAACCCAACAUGUGCAUAGCAUUGGGUUAUAGACCGGGGCUCUCAUUUAUAAAACUCUCCGUAGAUUUCAACCUAAAAGUGUACGUAGGCACAAAAGCUAGAUUUUGCGUACGCACAAAAGUUUGCAGAUUUAUAA
Molecule: messenger RNA, 3547 nt
Organism: Cyprinus carpio (common carp)
Lineage: Eukaryota; Metazoa; Chordata; Actinopteri; Cypriniformes; Cyprinidae
Product: NACHT, LRR and PYD domains-containing protein 12-like
Exons: 12
Coding region: 248-3181 (977 amino acids)
Molecular function (GO): protein binding
Source: RefSeq, a predicted model, not a curated record